Messenger RNA from Panonychus citri (citrus red mite), 1857 nucleotides. RefSeq lists its product as uncharacterized. The transcript has 5 exons. Lineage: Eukaryota; Metazoa; Arthropoda; Arachnida; Trombidiformes; Tetranychidae. Bases 354 to 1718 code for a protein of 454 amino acids. The record is from RefSeq and is a predicted model, not a curated record.
AAAGUAUAACCUAUUUUAUUUUUACUCUGGACAAACAAAAAUCUUAACCUUUUCCAUUGAUAUUAAUUGUUUAACUGUUAUUGUUUUGUUUUCAUGGUUUAGGUUAUCAUUUUGUUAUCAUUAUUGAUAUUAUUAGAUGUUUUUUAAUUGUCACAAUGAUUAACUAAUUGUUAAGGUGUCACAUCAUCUCAGCCCCUACUAUUUAAACGUUGACACCUCGUUAAUUUUAAAUCAUUUACAAAUCAAAGUUUCAAGCAGUAACAACAAAUUCAUCUACUUGUAAAACAAAAAUAUACCAACAAUUUACUUUACCACCAGUGAAUUAAUUGCAAUUGUGUAACAAUUAGUUAAUCAUGUUCUUUUUAUUUUCUCUAGUUUAUUUUACUUUUGUGCUACAAGAAAUUGAUGGAUACUUUCAAUCAAGAGAUUCACCACCUCCAAUACCAUUUCAUCCUUUAGAUAGUAUGUUCAAUGGUGGUAAAGGUAAAACUCCUUUGGUAGCGGCAACUUAUUAUUUCAACUCUGAACUCGGUGAUUUAAGACACCAUAGAGAAGCCUUGUAUUCAGAUUCAUCGUCUUCUUCAUCAUCAUCCUCGUCAUCUUCAUUGGCAUCUCCAUCCUCAUCAAUCCCUUCCUCAUCACUUUCAUCAUCAACCGAUUCAGAAGAUGGUUACAUUGGCACUGAUGAUGUUUGUCAAGCGGCCGACGGGCGAAAGGGAAGUUGUUAUGAUGCCCAAGAGUGUGUCAAUAAGGGAGGAGUUCCGAUGGGAAAAUGUUCCAAUGCAAAGAGAGAAGGGACAGUUUGUUGUCUCUUUGAAAUAUCUUGUGGACAAAUGGCCUCAGAGAAACAUGUUUACUUCCGAAAUCCUGGUUAUCCACAAUCUUAUCAAUCAUCGAAAGUUUGUCGAGCUCGAAUCGGUAAAAUGGACAAAAAUGUUUGCUUCUAUCGUGUUGACAUGUUAACCUUUGACCUUGCACCACCGAAUCGAGGAAAUUGUUCCCAAGAUGUAUUCGUUGUCUCUGGACAGAACGAGAAUUCAGUUAUCCCCAAAAUAUGUGGACUUAAUUCUGGUCAACAUUAUUAUUUGGGAGUCGAUGAAUCAGAUACCGUUAGUUUACAUGCAUUGAUGCUUGGAAAUAGAAGGAGAAAGUUUGAUAUUCUCAUUACUCAGAUUCCUUGUCAUUCAGAAAUUUCCGCUCCAUCUCAUUGUCUACAAUAUUACACUGGAACCCAUGGAUCGAUAAAAAGUUUCAAUUACGAUUCGUCAACUUUAAACAUGGCCUUUGAAGGUUAUCCAAAUGAUAUCGAUUAUGUGGCCUGUAUAAAGAAAGAAUCGGGAUUCUGUUCAAUUUCGUAUGAACUGUUCACCGAUGGUGAAAAGAUUUCACCUUUUGCCAUUGGAUCAAAUUACGAUUCAGGUUAUUCCUUAUGGAGACCAAUUGUUGCCGAGUGUCCAGAUGAUUAUUUGUCCAUUGGUGGUGUUCGUCUUUGCUCUGGUAAACUAAUCACUCGAUCUCCGUCAAUAACAAUCGCCACCAACGAAACAACAAUUACCGAUAUUUGGAGGCCAUCAAGUGUCGUCCUUAAUGCGACAAUCGAUCAUCCAACAAUAAUAACUGAUAAUACAUCAGGUCCAUUUAUGGUCAGAUUUGUUUCUAAUCACAUCAGCAAUGCGAGAGGAUUUUACCUUCGAUAUAAGCAAAAUCCAUGUAAAUGAGAUUAUCCAAAUUUCCGUUAAUCGAAAGUCCAAAAGAUUUAACAUUUUAUAACUCGAAUCAAUUAUCUUUUAAUUGCAAUCCUGUCAAAUCCUGUAACUGUCAUCCAUAAAUGGAACCAUAAAUUGGAUUAUUUUAUAA